This is a messenger RNA of Alternaria hordeiaustralica, 1578 nucleotides long. RefSeq lists its product as uncharacterized. The record is from RefSeq and is a predicted model, not a curated record. Lineage: Eukaryota; Fungi; Ascomycota; Dothideomycetes; Pleosporales; Pleosporaceae. The transcript has 4 exons. Gene Ontology annotation, molecular function: NADP binding; N,N-dimethylaniline monooxygenase activity; flavin adenine dinucleotide binding. The coding region runs from base 1 to 1578 and encodes 525 amino acids.
AUGGAGGACGCUCCCACUGUAGCAGUCAUAGGACUAGGACCGGCUGGCCUCGUAGCAUUGAAGAACCUGCGAGAAGAAGGAUUCCACGCCACAGGUUUCGACCGCAACGACCACGUCGGCGGAUUAUGGCAGUACUCAGAGAAAGAGCAAACGUCGGUAAUGCAAACCACAACCGUAAACGUCUCAAAAGAGCGAUCUUGUUACACUGAUUUCCCUUACCCGGACGACGUACCGUCGCAUCCAGCGGCUACGCAGGUUCAGCAAUACUUGACAGACUAUUCGAAGCAUUUCGGACUGGAACCUUAUAUGCGGCUUAAUACUGCCAUCGAGCAAAUCACGUUCGAUGACGAGCGGGAGAAAUGGGUUGUAGAUGUGAAAGGUGGCGGGAAGGAGUACUUUGAUAAAGUUGUUGUAGCGAUUGGGGGUAUGGUUGGUAAGGCCAGUCUGCCAGUCAUAGAAGGCGUGGAAAGGUUUGCUGGACCUAGUGUACACUCGCAAGCUUUCAAGCGGCCGGCAGACUACAAGGGGAAGAGAGUCAUGGUUGUAGGGUUCAGCAACAGUGCGGCGGAUACAUCUACUCAGCUGGUGGGAAUAGCAGAUAAAGUGUAUUUGGCACAUCGGCAUGGAGCUCGGGUUUUCCCGCGGCGCAUAAAGGGUGUCCCGAUAGACCACACGCACAACCUACGUCUCGCCACCUUCCAAAGCCUCAUCAUAACGUACUUCCCUCGCCUCGGCGAGUUCCUCUUCGAUAAAUUCCUCAAGAAACUGCAAGACCAGAGUUUCAACAUCCGCCCUGAAUGGCGCUUCGAGCCCGCAAGUAAGGUACCAGUGGUAUCUGAUACGUUAGUCCCCUGCCUCGAGGACGGCAGCAUCACAUCAGUCGCAGGCAUCAAGCGCAUUGUGAAUGCUACUGAGGUAGAGUUGCAAGACGGGACAAAAGUUGACGUGGACGCAAUAAUCUGGUGUACGGGCUACAAGUCCGACUUCAGCAUGAUCGAGCCGCGUUUCAAUCCUGAAUGUCGGCCUCAAGCGUGGCUCGACGCGCCGGGCUCGAAUGGGAAGUCACUCUUCCGUCUCUACAAGAACGUGUUUUCACUCGAGAAGCCGGAUAGCCUGGCGUUCAUGGCUACUGUUCACAUCACGAUUAGUGGGUUUAAGAUCUUCGACUUGACAACCAUGGCUAUAGCCCAGGUCUGGGCGGGCAAAUCCUCUCUACCCUCACUUCCGGAUAUGAAGCUUGCUGUGGAUGAACACCACAUACGGUUAGCAGAGACGGCAAAGCGUGUUUACAACUUGUCGCCAGGGCAAUGUGAGACAGGUGAUUGGGUCGCGGCCAUGGACGAGCUUGCCGGUACGGGUGUUAACGAGUACCUGGGAUACGGGUGGAAAGGCUGGCUGUUUUGGCUUCAGAACAGGAGGUUCUGCAACCUGCUGAUGGGCGGGAUAUGGAGUCCGCACAUACAUCGCGUGUUCAGCACAGGCAAGAGGAAGUGCUGGGAUGGGGCGAGGGAGGCGAUUGAGAGAGUAAACGAAAGUGUUGCUAACAUGAGGAAAGAAGAAAAGAAGAAGAGUGGUUGA